AUCAGGUUAUGAAAUCCAGGAAUGGUGAAGCAUCAAAUGGUUUGCUCGGUGGUCUAAAGCUGCCUGUUGGCAUGAAGCGGAUCAUGGAUUGCCUUGAGAAACUGUGCAAAUGGUAUGAAAGCCCGAGCAUAUUAUUAAUGAGCGACUCAUGUUUUUCCUCUUUUACAAGUCCGAGAAAGUCAGAUUGCGCGAAAUUUUAUUUUCGACCGUUGAGAUCGACUCCGGAAAAAUGUUUCCGGAAACAUAUUUCCACCCGAGGGGUGCAAAUAUGUUUCCGGAAUUUUUUAUUUAUUUUUUUUGCUCGUUGGCGCUGCUCCUGGCGUCUCUCUCCUCCUCGUCUUGCUCUUCUCAUCCUUCGCAGCUGUCUCACCCUGCUCAUCCUCCGCAGCUGCCUCACCCUGCUGCUUCCUCAACCCCCACCGCAGCCUCAACACCAGUCUCUGUUUUCCUCCUCACGACUUUCUCAUUCUGCUGAAAGGAGUCUCCCUCAAAACCCUCUCACUCUCUCACUCGAAACCCUCGCGACUUUUUUUCACCCAACCUGCCUUCGUCACGCCUUUCCCCUUCUCUCCUUGCUGCUACCUCAGACGCCUUCCGUCGCCAGCACAGCGUUCUUCCUCCUGCACAGCGUUCUCACCAGUGGCUUGAUUUGGGCAUCUCCUCACCAGCGUAAGCGUCUAGCAGGGGUGAAAGACAACGGAUUACCACUCAACAAUGAGGAUACAACUAUACUUACAAACUUGCGGGUUGCUGAUGGUCAUGAAGAUAAAGUUCUGUCCAACAGCGCCACACAUAUAGAACAGGAAGAUGUCCCACGCUGCUCAAACGAUAAAAGUUUAAAACAGAAAAAAGGGACGCAAGAACGAGGGAAGCAGAGAAAAGACAGAGAGAGAGACCGACCUCCGGUGUGCCGCGUCCAUGAAGACCUCCCGACGGCAAGCUUUCUGGUGUCGAUGAGCGAGAGACGCCGACACAGAUCGUCCGUGAAGACCUCCCGACGGCAAACUUUAUGCAAUAGCACUUUCUGCAAUGCAAUAAUACGUGCCAAAUUGUAG
This is a messenger RNA of Nymphaea colorata (pocket water lily), 1055 nucleotides long. RefSeq lists its product as uncharacterized. The transcript is spliced from 2 exons. Lineage: Eukaryota; Viridiplantae; Streptophyta; Magnoliopsida; Nymphaeales; Nymphaeaceae. Bases 9 to 1055 code for a protein of 348 amino acids. The record is from RefSeq and is a predicted model, not a curated record.